Molecule: messenger RNA, 479 nt
Organism: Chiloscyllium plagiosum (whitespotted bambooshark)
Lineage: Eukaryota; Metazoa; Chordata; Chondrichthyes; Orectolobiformes; Hemiscylliidae
Product: sperm-associated microtubule inner protein 10-like
Source: RefSeq, a predicted model, not a curated record
CUUUCAGAAUAGGUGCAUGGAAACAGAGAAACUGGAAGAAUAGGAGGAGGUUUUUAUGGAUAGUGGAGUUUCACUCAGUUGUACCAUAGGUCAUAUCCCAAUUUUCUCUGACCUCCAUCCUUGUAUUCCAAGGCGCUAUGUAAUGCCAUGGAAACAGGACAUGAAGAACAGUAGGCUCAUUUUAAAGCACCAAAAACUGAGUGGAAUACCACAUGAUGAAGGGGAAGAGAGCUUAUUCCUGGAGAGACGUGAACGGCUGUGUCAUGGAGAGGACAGACUCUGUCUCAGUGAUCAAAUGAACCAAUUGACUCCAGGCAAUAUGCUUCAUAUUCCUCUGUCUUCCCAUCUCUCCAGGUACCGGAGCACUAUUAUACGACGCUGGGGCAGAUCUCGCACCUAAACACUUUCUGAUUGAGCCACCUUCCUAUAUUCUUUGACCAGUAUAAAAGAAGUAGUUGAUAUCUUUGGGGACCUGCUCA